Molecule: messenger RNA, 1973 nt
Organism: Hydra vulgaris (swiftwater hydra)
Lineage: Eukaryota; Metazoa; Cnidaria; Hydrozoa; Anthoathecata; Hydridae
Source: RefSeq, a predicted model, not a curated record
ACACUUUUAAUAGAAGGAUAAUUAUAAAAAAUAAAAAAGUGAUUGUUAAAAAGCUCAACAAAUUUUUCAGAUAUAUAUCACAGUGGACCAGAGUGACCUCCAGGUUUUAUGUCGUGUCAAUUAAACGAAACUUUUUUUUAUUUAAUUAUAUUUAUUUUAUAAUAAUAGAAAAAGUUGUUUUUAAAAUCUAAACCAAGUGCUAAGGGUCCCAAAUGGGGCAAAAUAGGGUGUUAAAGUAGUUUUAUUUUUAAGAUUGAUUAUGAUCGAAAAUAUUAUACUGAUUUGAAAUCAUAUAAAAACAUAGGUCUGAAAGUUUCUGGCAAGUGGUCUAUUUUACAUUAUCUAAUAGUAUUAGAUAAUGUACUACUAUAUGUAGUAUAUGUUUUUCAACUAUUGCAAAAGGAUAUUUACACAACUGCUCUUCUUUAUCUGCAGUAGAGAACCUUAUUAGCAGAGAAUCUUAUUAGCAUUAAGUCUAGGAAAUUUGCAAGCAGAGCAAGUUGCAUCUGGUAUAAUAAAAGCAAAAAUGGAGACUGACAAAAUUGCGAAUGGAGAACAAUUUAUUUUGUCUUCUGGCGGAAACCCAUUGAUGAUUACAGUUGGAUGUCCUGAUAACAAAGCAAAUAGAAGGUCAGUUAAACAAGUAUCUCUUCAGAUGAUUAAAGAACUUCAAAUAGUGUUAGAACUUUCCCUUAAUAAAACGGGGCUAUUGAUAUCUACUCUUCGAAAAGGAAUGGGAAGUAAAUUGGUUGUAGAAAACAACAUUUUUGGAAAAAUGAGUGAUUUAGAAGAGUCUUUAUCGCAUUUUUAUCAAGUAGAAAAGGUCAACUUCUUUGAUAGUACUGGUGGCACUUCUAUAAAAGAACUUGUUUUUGUUCAAGGCACAUCUAGUUUUAUUCUUGAUUUAAUUAUUCAACGUUGUCUUGAUCCCCAGACAGCAUUUGUUUGUAUUUCUAUGGAUGGAGGAGGUGGUAUCAUGAAGGUCUUUGCAAAUGUUUUCGAUGUUAAUGAAAAUACUACUUCAAAUUUAUACUUAAAUAGUGGUGUACAACGAUGUCAAAUUCUCUCCAUAGUUGAAGAUGUGCAAGAAUCUAACUUCAAUUUAAGAAUAAUUUUAAAGAAACUCAAUUUACAAGAUCUUAAGUUUUCAGCAGCUUUUGAUUUGAAAUGUGCUAAUGCAGUUUUUGGAAUAUCAAGCCAUGCAGGUAAAAAAGCUUGUCUUUGGUGUGAAGGAGACUCAGUUGAAGUUUGUCGUAAACUGCGAACACUUGGCAGCCUUGACUAUUGGUAUCAAAGAUACACUGUAGAAAGUUCAAAGAAAUCUAAUAUGAAACAUUUUAUGAAUGUAAUAUAUCCAAGAAUUCUCUACCUCGACGAAGAUCCAGAUACACUAAUCCAACAUUUAGUAGCUCCCUCUAAAUUACAUAUCCUGAUAGGAAUAGUAACAACACUGGGAUGUUUAUUAUUGGAUCUUUGGCCAGGUUUUGAUAUUCUUUUGAAAAAUAGUGGUGUUCUACAAAGAGGAUAUCAAGGUAGAGAUUGGGAUGGGAAUAAUUCAAACCAGAUACUAAAGUGUGUUGAUGAGUUGGAAAGAGUUGUUUUGUAUGAAUAUCCUGAUCUUCUGCCAAUUGUUCAAUGUUUAAAAGACUUUAAGAUUGUAAAAGAUUCUUGUUUGGUAGAACACUUGAGCUUCGGUAUCAGCAAGCCAUUCUAAAAUUUAAGAACUCCUUUUUAUCUGCUCAAGAAAAUGCAGAUAUUCUUGGAAAAAAACUUUCAAUUAGUUGGAAAGUACAUAUACUCUUGUGUCAUGUGCAACCUUUUGUUGAACACCACAAAUGUGGUUUGUCUAAGUUUGCUGAACAAUGUGGAGAAUCAGUUUACUCAAAAUUCAAACCAACGUGGACCAGGUUCAAACGACAAGUUGCAAACAAAGAAUAUGGUGGAAGACUCCUCUCUUCUGUUAUUGAUUUUAA